Molecule: messenger RNA, 933 nt
Organism: Lactuca saligna
Lineage: Eukaryota; Viridiplantae; Streptophyta; Magnoliopsida; Asterales; Asteraceae
Source: the annotation of a GenBank genome assembly
AUGAUUCUUAGAGAUGAUAAAGGUCGAUCAUGGAAAGUUCAGCUGAACAAAAAAGAAGAAAAACAUAUUUAUAUUGGACGUGGUUUUAGAGCUUUUCGGGUUGCCAAUGGAUUGAAGAAAGGUGAUGAAUUCAAGUUUGAACUCAUCGAGAAUGAGAAUGACAAUCCCCCCAUCGUCAACUUUUCGCUUCUAAAGAGCAAACCGAUUAAUACCUAUAGAAAAGCAAAACUUGAACAAAAGGAACGGAUUCCUUAUGAAGAAGAUGACCUGCCCUACUUCAUGGGGAAAUUGAAGUCCUGCAACAUACGACGUUCACAUUUGUAUCUACCACUAAAAUUUGCGAGGUUGAAUGGAUUAAUCAACAAGAAGCAAAUGAUUCUGAAAAAUGUCGAAGAUGGAAGGACAUGGUCUCUCGAGAUACAGAACCAUAAGAAAAAAUUCUAUUAUAUAGGACAAGGUUGGAAGGAUUUUCGAGUUGCAAAUGGAUUGAAGGAAGGAGAUUGUUUCAAACUGCAGGUGGUCGACAAAGGGGAAAUGCCAAUUGCAAACUUCUACUUAUUCCUCCGCCUGCCAUCGUCGUCCUCCUGCCAAGCUGAUUUCAUCUCCACCUCCGGAAAAUUAGAGGUGGUAAUCGCUACAAAGUUGGAAACGACAUCGUUAUUUCGUAAUUCACUGAAACAUUCUUCCAAAAUUGAGGGUUAUUUUCUCGUGAGAUAUGGUGUGGUUUUUUCUGGUGGUGGAGGAAAGGUUGUGAACAGGAAGGGUGGCAGUGGAUAUGUGGGUCUUGGUCGAUGGCAUCCAAUGGUGGUGGUGGUGGGAGGUGAUGAUGGUAAUGGGAGCAGAUGGCAGAUUCUAGUUCUAAUAGAGAGGGGGUUCGAUGUUUUGGAUUUGAGGGAAAAAGACAAAGGUGUGUGUGUGUUUAUGGGAGAAUGA